AUCAAAGAUAAAGAGAAAAGAAAAAGAUCUAAAAAAAAUAUAAUCGCCAAUUUGGAUUCUUUGAAAACAGAUUUCGCGGUUGAGCCGUUGCUGGGAAUCUGAUCGGAGAGAGAGCAGCCGGCAGCCGGAGGAGCUUGGAGUUCGUCGCCGAUCGGAAUCAAUGGAGGUCCUUCCCAUUUCAAUGGAUGCUUACAGAUUAGGGUUCAUCGGAGCUGGAAAAAUGGCUGAGAGUAUAGCAAGGGGCAUUGUCCAAUCUGGCCUCUUACCUCCUUCUCGAAUCUGUACGGCUGUUCACUCCAACCCUAAUCGCCGCAUUGCCUUCGAGUCCUUCGGUGUUCGAGUUCUUCCGAGGAACGACAACGUAGUUGAAGAGAGUGAUGUGGUUAUUUUCUCUGUUAAACCUCAAGUUGUUCAGAAUGUGGUGUUGAAGCUGAGGCCUCUGCUCACGGGAAAGAAGCUUUUGGUUUCAGUUGCUGCUGGGGUGAAAUUGAAGGAUCUGCAGGAUUGGGCAGGUCAUAACCGAUUUAUUAGAGUUAUGCCAAAUACUCCAGCUGCUGUUGGUGAGGCUGCAUCAGUAAUGAGCUUGGGAGAAGGUGCAACAAAGGAGGAUGGCCAUAUAAUAGCUAAAUUAUUUGGAUCUGUGGGUAAGAUAUGGGAAGCUGAUGAGAAGUUAUUUGAUGCAAUCACUGGUCUGAGUGGUAGUGGGCCAGCAUACAUAUUCCUGGCAAUUGAAGCUUUGGCUGAUGGAGGUGUUGCUGCAGGUCUACCACGAGAACUUGCAAUGGGUCUAGCUUCUCAAACUGUGUUAGGAGCGGCCUCCAUGGUCACCAAAACUGGGAAGCACCCUGGACAGCUCAAAGAUGAUGUUACAUCGCCUGGUGGGACUACCAUUGCUGGUAUCCAUGAAUUGGAGAAGGGAGGACUCCGCGGCAUGUUUAUGAACGCUGUCGUUGCUGCUGCUAAGCGGAGCAAAGAACUUUCCCCAAAGUAGUCAGAAUAUUCAGCCUCCAGGGAAAGUAGAGGUAAUUCUUUUCUUUGAAGUCUAGAAGAGGUGAGGAAAUAAGCUAACUAGGAAAGUAGAAUCUUGGAAGCUUUAGAAUUAGUGUUAAUAGUUGGGGUAUUUAUAAGUCAUCCACUCAUCUUCUGCACUCUCAUUAAAAAUGUGGAUGAAGAACCAAAUCCCCACUCUUUUAGGCCAUCUUUAGGCAGAGUUUUUUUUUGGUUUGUUUUAAUAUUUGAAUCUGUUCUGGAACUGAUUGUACUAUAUCUUUUAUUAUCACYAACUCCAAAAGAAAACCCCUUGAUUUUCCUUAUAUUUUCACUCUA
Molecule: messenger RNA, 1326 nt
Organism: Momordica charantia (bitter melon)
Lineage: Eukaryota; Viridiplantae; Streptophyta; Magnoliopsida; Cucurbitales; Cucurbitaceae
Gene: P5CR
Product: pyrroline-5- carboxylate (P5C) reductase
Biological process (GO): L-proline biosynthetic process
Molecular function (GO): pyrroline-5-carboxylate reductase activity
Source: RefSeq, a predicted model, not a curated record